Messenger RNA from Styela clava, 2884 nucleotides. RefSeq names its product long-chain fatty acid transport protein 4-like. Gene Ontology annotation, cellular component: endoplasmic reticulum membrane; plasma membrane. NCBI's taxonomy places the organism in Eukaryota, Metazoa, Chordata, Ascidiacea, Stolidobranchia, Styelidae. The record is from RefSeq and is a predicted model, not a curated record. Gene Ontology annotation, molecular function: oleoyl-CoA ligase activity; long-chain fatty acid transmembrane transporter activity. Gene Ontology annotation, biological process: long-chain fatty acid metabolic process; medium-chain fatty acid transport; long-chain fatty acid import into cell.
AUAACUGACUGCCAUUUCUUUUCAGAGUAUGAGAAUAAGAAGGUUCUUUCGUUUUAGAUCAAGUCACCUGUGGAACUCUAAAAUUUUAAAAAUGAUGAAAAUAAUUGCUAUGUACGUGGUGCCGUUGGUGAUAUCAUAUUGGUACAUAACCACAAGCUUGAUAUUGAAUGCUGGUGUUAUAUUGGGUGUUUAUCUUCUCACUGGAGGAUGGAAGUUUGCUGAAAUUUGUGUUAAAACACUUAGGCGUGAUUUGUUUGCUCUUUUUUGCCUUGUGAGGUUCAAAUUAUACAUGGCAAGGAACAUACGUCGCAAUCGUACUGUUCCUGUAAUCUUUCAAGAUCUUGCUCGUCAGCAUCCUAUGAAGGUUGCACUACAAUGGGAAAAUGUGAAAUGGACAUUCUCAGAUUUAGAAGAAUAUUCCAAUGCAAUCGCACAUCACUUUAGUGGGUUGGGGCUGAAAAGAGGAGAUAAUGUUGCAAUUUUUGUAUCCAGUCGACCAGAAUUUGUAGCUCUCUGGCUUGGCCUUUCAAAAAUUGGAGUCGUGUCUGCAUUGAUCAACUUCAAUCUAAGAGGGGAUGCUCUUGCACAUUGCAUUAAUAUUGCCGAAGCGAAAGCUGUUAUUAUAGAUGAAGGUUUGGCCACUCAUAUCAAAGAUGUUCGGGAAAACUUAAAGGGAGAAAUGAGUUAUUACACUGUUUGCGAGUCAAGUGAAAAACAAAAUGCUGGUGAUCAAAGUACAUUGAUGGAAAAUGCUAAAUGUCUUGAUCAUGUUUUUAAAGAUGGCAAUCGUAAUCCGCUUCCGCAGCCAAAAGAUGCCGACUAUUUUGAUAGACUAACAUACAUUUACACAUCUGGGACGACUGGUUUACCAAAAGCAGCUGUGAUUACACAUAAUCGGUUUAUAUUUAUGUGCACUAUGCCCCACUAUAUCCUGUCAUAUAAGAAAGAUGAUAUCUUGUACUGUGCACUUCCUCUUUACCAUUCUAACGGUGGAAUCGUUGGCUUGGGCCAGUGUUUAAUUCAUGGCUUGACUUUUGCAUUUCGCAGUAAAUUUUCAGCAUCUAAUUUCUGGACUGACUGCAUCAAGUACAAUGCAACUGUUAUUCUGUAUAUUGGCGAGAUAUGCAGAUAUCUACUUGCCCAACCACACAAGGUUACAGAUAAACAACAUAGAGUCAGGUUGAUUUCUGGCAAUGGAUUAAGACCUGAAAUUUGGGAGGAAUUCGUAAGCAGAUUCAACAUUGCCAAAGUUGGAGAGUUCUAUGGUGCUACAGAAGGAAAUGCCAAUCUGAUAAAUAUUGAUAGCAAGGCUGGUUCUUGCGGCUUUGUCUCUCGCAUUGCACCAUUUGCUUAUCCUGUAAAACUGAUGCGGGUCGAUGAUGAUAGUGAGUUUAUACGUGGACUAGAUGGAUUGUGCACUCCAUGUCAGCCCCGUGAGCAAGGAAUGAUUGUUGGGAAAAUUAUCAAAGGGAGUCCAACACAAGGAUAUGUUGGAUAUGCUAAUGAAUCUGCCUCUCAGAAGAAGAUUGUUAGGGAUGUAUUAGAAAAAGGCGAUCAAUACUUCAUAUCUGGUGAUAUUCUGGAAAUGGAUGAACUCGGUUACAUGUACUUCCGUGACAGAACUGGAGACACGUUUCGAUGGAAAGGUGAAAAUGUAUCCACAGCUGAAUGUGAAUCUAGAAUAGCCAAAGUGUUUUACAAGAAAUUAACCGUUGCAGUAUAUGGAGUAACAAUCCCUCUGGCUGACGGAAAAGCUGGAAUGGCUUGUAUAGAAGAUCCUGAGAAAACUGUCGACAUUGAAAAACUAUAUGGGCAAUUGGAAAUGAUUCUACCUAGUUAUGCCAGACCACUGUUUAUAAGACAAACAGAUGCAAUCGAGGUGACCAGUACCCAUAAGCUCAAAAAAGUUAACCUGACGAAAGAAGGCUUUGACAUACAUCGUAUAACAGAUCCUCUCUAUUUCUUCGAUUCAAAACAAAAGAAGUAUGUUCCGCUGGAUCCUGAUCUAUACAACAAAGUAAUGGAUGGCACUGUGAGAGUCUAAUUAGAUUGACUUAGUAAUUAUGGUUAGAUUUUUAUAUGAUUAGUAUUUAAUGAAAUGAACUUUUUGAGAUUGUUAAUGAACCUUAUAUUUAUCACAGCUUUUGUCUCCUGCAUCAAAACGCUUUGUUAAAAUUUGUUCAUCAUAACGCAGUUUUUUAUAUUUUCGCUAUAGUUUUUAGAAAUCACAUACGAGAAAUUUCAUUCUCCGCACUAUACUUUGGUCAUAUUUUGUAUGUAAACUAAUUUGCCAAAUCUAUGCAUAUUUGUUUGUAAUCAUCUGUACAUCACAAAUCGAAUUAAACCUCACUUCAAUUUUAGUCCGUUCACCCAUUUUAUAUCGCUAUUUAUGUAAUUCAAUGCAAAUACACCAUUAUGAUUCCUGGAGUCAAAUUUCUAAUUUUCUGUUCAAAUGAUGUGUUAUUAUAUUGGAAAUAUUUGAAUCAGGCGAUUGAAUAACUGCAUUGUUUCUUGAAUGGGAAAUAGGAAAGUUCAUCAGUGCUAUACUAAACAUUACAAAUAUGAAGGGUUGGAUAUUGUUGCACAAAACAUCGUCAGUUUUACAAUCGAAUAUUUUCUUAAAGUGAGGUCACGCACACACAUGCACUGUUCUCUGUGCAAGUUUAGGGGGGACAACUGGAGUGCCGGGACCUGUUGGGAAUGGUAACGACGAAUUAUCCGUUAGUGAAUUUCGGAGAACUCAAGUUCACUGAAAAAACUUUUCAUCUGGUAGGCACACUGAUAGUAAAAGUACGAGAGCUCACAGUCACAAGAGUAUGACAGCUGAAGAUUUUCACCUAUAAUCAGUUUUAUUUAUUUUGUUUUUAUUAAUUAUUUUAUCAUC